Zophobas morio is the source of this 1901-nucleotide messenger RNA. Its product is annotated as limbic system-associated membrane protein-like. Gene Ontology annotation, biological process: homophilic cell-cell adhesion; synapse organization. NCBI's taxonomy places the organism in Eukaryota, Metazoa, Arthropoda, Insecta, Coleoptera, Tenebrionidae. The coding region runs from base 107 to 1510 and encodes 467 amino acids. The transcript has 7 exons. Gene Ontology annotation, cellular component: neuronal cell body; axon; plasma membrane. Gene Ontology annotation, molecular function: protein binding; axon guidance receptor activity. The record is from RefSeq and is a predicted model, not a curated record.
CUACUCUUACAUCUGCCAUAAUCGGCUUUGUCACUUACAAGCGCUUCAUUGAUGUAGUUCCUUUUUUUAACACGCAUCUACGCGCACCUACACACGACAGAACAAUAUGUAUCAUAAUUUAUUUUUAUUUAUAGUUGUGGUGAUUAGUUCCUGUAGUUUGAUCAGAUGUGAUAUGGGUGAUUUCUUAAGUGUACCCACAACAGUUAAAGCACAGGAAAAUAAUACUGUACUUCUACCUUGUUAUCUAAACACGGCUUCUAAUGACGGUUCUUUCAUUACGGCAAUCAAGUGGUACAAAGACGAUGAUCUUAUUGUUGAUAGUGCUGAUGAAGAAUUGCCUCUUCCAGAAGGUCAUAUGCUUUGGGAAAAUGGUUCUUUAGAAAUAUUUCGAGUUACUCCAAACGAUACAGGAACUUACAUAUGUGAAAUUAUUAGACCAGAACCGUGGUCUCCUAUCAAACAGCGUCAUGCUAUUGAAGUAUUACAUCCACCGUCCGUAGAACCUUUUCCACCUGAUGGAUUCUUACAAGUUAAACUUGGAGAAGAAGUAAGAAUGUCUUGCAAAGGGAGCGGUGUUCCAUAUCCAAUCAUAACUUGGUAUACGCAAGGAGAAGAAAUAAAACUUCUUAACCACAGAGAAUUAUUAAAAUUUACAGCUUCUGAUCGUCAGAUGGCAGGGAUUUAUGAAUGUAGAGCAGCCAAUGGAGUAGGAGAACCAGCUACAGCUCAAAUUGAACUGAAUAUAAUUUAUCCUCCAGAAUUAAUGACAUCUAGGUCAUGGAUACACACUGCGCCUGGACACCGCGUCCAACUUGAGUGUAAAAUCUCGGCAGAUCCACAAGCUACUGUUACUUGGACAAAAGGAGAUAUUCCUGUUCCUUUAGAUAGCAGAGUUGUAUCUUUAGUUGAUGGAGAUAAAUAUACAUUACUUAUUAAAAAUGUUCAAAAAAGCGAUUUCGGAAUUUACACGUGUAAAGCCAUCAACGAACUUGGGCAAGGCGAACUUCAGAUACAGUUAUCAGGUGUCCCGAACCCUGGAGUGUUCAAAAAAACUGAUGAUAAAAAUAUAAAUUCCAAAAACUCGUAUACGUUAAUUUGGGAAGUUGAUAGCUACACGCCCAUUAUUGAAUAUAAUUUGUGGUUUCAACCUUACAAACCUAAAACUGGUUUAAGUAAACCUGAGUGGACCAAGUUAACCAUCCCUACAGAACACAGUAGCUCUGGCCCUGUUUAUUCAAAAUCAUACACUAUCAAGGGUUUAAAAGAAAAAACCGUCUAUGAAGCACUUCUCGUAUCACGAAAUAGAUACGGAUGGUCAAAACCAUCACCAAUUUUAAGAUUUGCCACUCUUGGGGCAGAUUUAACCGAAGAAAUAAUCACUCCUGUACAGCAUCAUACUCAAGACAACAUCAUUCCUCUAGAUCUCAGUUCUGCUUCCAAAAUUCAUCGCUUGCACAUAUUUAGUUGUUUGGUUUCGUUUUCAGCAAUAAUUUAUUGUUUCAAUUUCUAAUAAACUCUUACAAAAAAAUUGGCGUAGCUCAGAGGUAAAACUUCUGCUUCAUAGAUCCAGGAUCGACGGAAUGAAAUUAGCUGGCGGCGCAUACCUUUUCUUUCAAUUAGAUAAGAUUUAAUCAAACUUUCAUUCUUUACUUCCCGGGCGUAAGCUAAGGAAGUAUUGUAAUCGGGUCUAUCGGGUGACUGAUUUUCAUAUUUUCUCGAUCGGUCAUGACCCCUAGAGUACGAAAAAAUGGGUAUUCCGUUUCCGUCCGUCCCGAUUUUUAUUAGACAGAUAAUCUCCGAAAGUACUGGGCCGAUUGUUGUCAAAUUUUGUAUAUAUUUAUAUUAGGAAUAUCAUGUAAAUGGUAAAACGCUGAUCAAAAUGUGUCUAAUCAUUCCCACCA